Messenger RNA from Myxocyprinus asiaticus (Chinese sucker), 2347 nucleotides. RefSeq names its product ammonium transporter Rh type C-like. Gene Ontology annotation, biological process: ammonium transmembrane transport; ammonium homeostasis. The transcript has 11 exons. NCBI's taxonomy places the organism in Eukaryota, Metazoa, Chordata, Actinopteri, Cypriniformes, Catostomidae. Gene Ontology annotation, cellular component: plasma membrane. The coding region runs from base 26 to 1486 and encodes 486 amino acids. The record is from RefSeq and is a predicted model, not a curated record. Gene Ontology annotation, molecular function: ammonium channel activity.
UCUACUGUAUUAACAACCUGCAGAAAUGGGGGGCUGCCUGGACUGUUUUCGGAACAGCGAAAAGAAUACUAAUCUGAAAUGGAGUUUACCGGCCGUGUGUGUCGUCUGGCAGUUGACUAUGAUUAUUCUUUUUGGGGUGUUUGUGCGAUAUAACGAGGAGUCAGAUACUCAUUGGGUUGAAUUAAAACAGCAGCAUAAUAUCACAAGUGAUAUUGAGAAUGACUUCUACUUCAGAUAUCCCAGUUUUCAGGAUGUUCAUGUCAUGAUCUUCGUGGGGUUUGGGUUUCUAAUGACCUUCUUGAAGCGCUAUGGUUUUGGAGCCGUGGGAUUCAACUUCCUGGUUGCGGCUUUCGGCAUCCAAUGGGCUCUUCUGAUGCAAGGCUGGUUCCAUUCUCUGGACUACACUGAUGGAAAAAUAAAGAUUGGUGUGGAAAAUCUGAUCAAUGCAGAUUUCUGUGUAGCGGGGUGUCUGAUUGCGUAUGGCGCUGUGCUGGGGAAGGUCAGCCCGGUUCAGCUGUUGGUGAUGACCCUGUUUGGUGUCACGCUGUUUGCUGUUGAAGAAUUCAUCAUUCUAAACCUCCUUCAUGCCAAAGAUGCUGGUGGCUCCAUGGUGAUCCACACCUUUGGAGCUUAUUAUGGUCUGUCUAUAUCAUGGGUUCUGUAUCGACCGAAUUUGGAUAAGAGCAAACACAUGAACGGAUCUGUCUACCACUCAGAUAUGUUCGCCAUGAUUGGCACUCUGUUCCUUUGGAUGUUCUGGCCCAGUUUCAACUCAGCCAUUGCUGAUCAUGGAGAUGGUCAGCACAGAGCUGCCAUCAACACUUACCUGGCUUUGGCCUCCACUGUCCUGACAACCGUCGCCAUGUCUAGCCUGUUUGAGAAAACUGGGAAACUAGACAUGGUUCACAUACAGAAUUCUACUCUGGCAGGCGGAGUUGCUGUAGGAACAGCAGCUGAAUUUAUGCUGAUGCCAUAUGGUUCUUUGAUUGUGGGGUUCUGUUGUGGAAUUGUGUCCACACUGGGCUACAUUUAUUUAUCGCCAUUCUUGGAGGAGAAACUUAAGAUUCAGGACACCUGUGGCAUCCAUAACCUGCACGCUAUGCCAGGGGUCAUUGGAGGAAUUGUGGGCGCCAUCUCAGCCGCUGCUGCCAGCGAUAGUGUUUAUGGGGAGUUGGGGUUGCAAAAUACAUUUGACUUUGUUGGCGAUUUUUCAAAACGGGUGCCCAGUAUCCAGGGUGGCUACCAGGCAGCAGCACUAUGUGUGGCCUUAUGUUUUGGAAUCGGAGGUGGCAUAUUUGUUGGCUUGGUUCUGAAGCUACCCAUCUGGGGUGACCCUGCAGAUGAAAACUGCUAUGAUGACGAGAUCUACUGGGAGGUUCCUGAAGAUGAAGAAAGCAUUCCUGCUGUCCUGACCUACAACAAUCACAUGAUCCUCAACAAACACGCAGGCAUCAGAACAGAGACAAACUUCGUGGAGCAGCGUUAACACGGGGGGAUCUACAGCGAUGUGACCCGUGUUACUUCUCCAACAGAAUUCACUUAUUAUUGGAAUGAAAAGGAAUCUUUUGCUUUUCUCGAAGCACAAAUCCACAAUAACUGUGUGACACAGAAUACAUAUAUUUUAUCCAUUAUGAAUUGUUAAUAUCCAUUUAAUAUAUUUGCAUAUUGCAGGAUAGCAACCAGUCAGAGUAGCCUUUAAAGUAAAUCCAAAAUUAAAGUUAAUUUUCAAAAAAUGGGAUGAUUCCCAUCUAAAGUGUCUUUUCUUGUGAAUGUGUUCAGAGAAAAUGUGACCAAAACCCUCUAAACCUCUGAGCAUUUAUUUUAGCUAUAGUAUAUAGAACAAAAUACAUUUGACGUGUUAAUUUAAGCAGUUAUUAUUCAAACAUUUGUGAUCAUUAUAAACUGUUUUAUAAAAUUUUGAAAUUGUUUGUCUUUAUAUCUUAGUUUAGCAACUUCACAUUAUGUAACACAUUUCAUAUUGUAAACAAGACAUAUGAAAAAGAAAAUUUAAGGAGCAAAAUUCUGUAAUCUUUUGUUUUACAGAUUAUUUCCCCCAUGAUUUAAAUAGCUUUCAUGUCAAUCAGCAUGUAUGCAUACAUUUCUCAGUAAAACAUCUGUCAUAUUUUCUUACCAUUUUAACAAAUGUAUAUCAAACAAGAACAAUGUGCAAUAACUGUAUGUACGUUUUCCUUAUUUUUUUUCUUUAUCUUUUCUAUAAUAUUGUAUGAUACUUUUUGUUUUGUUGACCUUUCUGUGUUUCCUUUGUUGUAUGACUGUAAUGGAUAUUAAGCCUUUAACUGUCUAAUGCCAGAUUAAAUUAUUGAAAUGAUUCUUAAAUGAGUUGAAG